Molecule: messenger RNA, 2098 nt
Organism: Condylura cristata (star-nosed mole)
Lineage: Eukaryota; Metazoa; Chordata; Mammalia; Eulipotyphla; Talpidae
Gene: DUS3L
Product: dihydrouridine synthase 3-like (S. cerevisiae)
Exons: 13
Coding region: 92-2044 (650 amino acids)
Biological process (GO): tRNA processing
Molecular function (GO): RNA binding; tRNA dihydrouridine synthase activity; flavin adenine dinucleotide binding
Source: RefSeq, a predicted model, not a curated record
UCCUGCGUAUUUCCCAGCACGACACCGGGGGACACACGCACGACCCGGAAGACCUUCCCGUCCCUCUCUUAAGCGGGCGUGAGGGGGGCCGAUGGCGGAGGGAGUGGCGGAGGCUGCAGCAGACAGUGGUAGCGGCGGCGACUCGGGAGCCGGCGCGCAGGAUUGUGGAGUGGCGCCCAUCAAACAUCAAUACCUCACCACCAAGGAGCAGUUCCACGAAUUUUUGGAAGCCAAAGGACAGAAGAAUCCCAGCUGGGAAACAGAGGCAGGAAACCCUGGUGACAUUGAUGCCGCUGAGCCUGAGGCCAAGCGGAUCCGACUGGAGGAUGGGCAGAAAGAGGACAAACAGAAGGAGGAGGCAGAGGAAGCCAGGGAGCAGCCGCAGGCUCAGAAGAGGGCCCGGGGCCAGAACAAGGCCCGGCCCCAUCUGAAGCCCACCCACUAUGACCAGAACAGGCUGUGCCCCUCCCUGGUCCAGGAGUCAGCUGCUAAGUGUCUCUUUGGUGACCGCUGCCGCUUCCUGCAUGACGUGGGCCGCUACCUGCAGACCAAGCCGCCUGACCUGGGCCCCCGCUGUGUGCUCUUUGAAACCUUCGGCAGGUGUCCCUAUGGUGUCACCUGCCGCUUUGCUGGAGCCCACCUAGGACCUGAGGGUCAGAACCUGGUGCGGGAAGACUUGGUCCAGGCCCCUCCCGUCCGCAAUAGCUUGGACAAGGCACUGCAGCAGCAGCUGCGAAAACGAAAGGUCUACUUUGAACGUGCUGAGCAGGCUCUGCGCCAGCUAAGCAAGAGUCAGCUGCCAGGCUCCACUCCUCCUGCCACUGUCCCCAAGGUCAUAGGGGCUGAGGGUGCCCCAGGGCAGCAGAACUGUGAUGCCCAGCAGGCCCCACUGGGGCAGGAUGCCAGUGGCCCUCCCAGCAGCCCCGUGCAGACCUGUGGGCCCCUGACUGAUGAGGACAUAAUCAGGCUACGGUCCUGUGAGAAGAAACGGCUGGACAUCAGUGGCAAACUGUACCUGGCGCCUCUCACCACGUGCGGGAACCUGCCCUUUCGGAGGAUCUGUAAGCGCUUUGGCGCCGACGUGACGUGUGGGGAGAUGGCCGUUUGCACCAACCUGCUGCAGGGGCAGACGUCUGAGUGGGCCCUGCUCAGACGCCACCAGUGUGAGGACAUCUUCGGCGUCCAGCUGGAAGGCGCCUUCCCUGACACCAUGACCAAGUGUGCCGAGCUGCUGAACCGCACCAUCGAGGUGGACUUCGUGGACAUCAACGUCGGCUGCCCCAUUGACCUCGUGUACAAGAAGGGCGGGGGCUGUGCCCUCAUGAACCGCUCGGCCAAGUUCCAGCAGAUCGUCCGCGGCAUGAACCAGGUGCUGGACGUGCCGCUGACCGUGAAGAUCCGCAUGGGCAUCCAGGAGCGCGUGCCUCUGGCGCACCGGCUGCUGCCUGAGCUACGGGACUGGGGGACCGCCCUGGUCACGCUCCACGGCCGCUCUCGGGAGCAGCGCUACACCAAGUUGGCCGACUGGCAGUACAUCAAGCGGUGUGUGACGGCGGCCAGCCCCAUGCCCCUGUUUGGAAAUGGCGACAUCCUAUCGUACGAGGAUGCCAACUGUGCCCUGCAGACCGGUGUCUCCGGAGUCAUGAUUGCCCGCGGUGCCCUGCUCAAGCCAUGGCUGUUCACAGAGAUCAAGGAGCAGCGGCACUGGGACAUCUCGUCGUCUGAACGCCUGGACAUCCUGCGGGACUUCACGCACUACGGCCUGGAGCACUGGGGCUCGGACACGCAGGGCGUGGAGAAGACCCGCCGUUUCCUUCUCGAGUGGCUCUCUUUCCUGUGCAGGUAUGUGCCCGUGGGCCUGCUGGAGCGGCUCCCGCAGAGGAUCAAUGAGCGGCCGCCCUACUACAUGGGCCGCGACUACCUGGAGACGCUCAUGGCCAGCCAGAAGGCGGCGGACUGGAUCCGCCUCAGCGAGAUGCUGCUGGGCCCUGUGCCGCCCAACUUCGUCUUCCUGCCGAAGCACAAGGCCAAUGCCUACAAGUAGUAGGGCGCGGGGUGGCGGUGGGGAGGCAUCUGAAGACCCAUUGGGUCUCUGUAG